Molecule: messenger RNA, 4604 nt
Organism: Myxocyprinus asiaticus (Chinese sucker)
Lineage: Eukaryota; Metazoa; Chordata; Actinopteri; Cypriniformes; Catostomidae
Product: serine/threonine-protein kinase ULK1-like
Exons: 27
Coding region: 349-3093 (914 amino acids)
Biological process (GO): protein phosphorylation
Molecular function (GO): protein serine/threonine kinase activity; ATP binding
Source: RefSeq, a predicted model, not a curated record
ACGAUCAAAACAGCUCAAUACUCUUCGCUACCGGCUCUCUGCUUUUAAUAAUCGCUCUAAUUUAGUACACUUUACUAAGUGUUCCAGCAAGUUGUUGCGGGUGACAUACUUUUUAAAAACGCUAUAAUAUUUUGAAAAAGUGUUAUCAUGAUGACAGUGCCUUUGUUUUUAUUGACGAGAAGGUAGCAAUACAGCAACAGCGAUCAUGAAUAAAGUGGCAGAUAUUUUAGGUGCCAUGCAGUUCAUGGGAAGCGAUCGACUGGGUGCCAUUGUCUUGUGCUGUAGUGAUCCUUAACAUCCCGAACUCACCUGUGGAUUUUACUGUGGUGUUUUAAACUGUUUUACGCGAUGGAAAGCGUCGGAAAAUUCGAGUUUAACAGGAAAGACUUGAUCGGACACGGCGCUUUUGCGGUGGUGUUCAGAGGAAGACAUAAAGAGAAACAUGAUUUUGAAGUCGCGGUGAAGUGCAUCAGUAAGAAAAAUCUUGCUAAAUCGCAGUCGAUCUUAGGAAAGGAGAUCAAGAUAUUAAAGGAGCUGAAACACGACAACAUCGUCAGUUUACUGGACUUUCAGGAGAUUUCGGGAUGUGUCUAUCUUGUCAUGGAGUACUGCAAUGGAGGAGACCUAGCAGAGUAUUUACACUCUGAAGGCUCUUUGAGUGAAGAUAUGAUCCGUGUGUUACUGCAGCAGAUUGCGGGAGCCAUGAGUGUUUUAAGGAGUAAAGGCAUCAUCCACCGUGACCUGAAACCCCAAAACAUUCUCCUUUCCUACAGCACAAGUCACAAGUCCAACCCCAACAACAUCUGCAUCAAACUGGCUGAUUUUGGCUUUGCCCGGUAUCUGCAGGGCAACACAAUGGCUGCCACGCUCUGUGGCUCUCCAAUGUAUAUGGCUCCUGAGGUCAUCAUGUCACAGAAUUACGAUGCCAAAGCUGACCUGUGGAGUGUAGGGACCAUUAUCUACCAGUGCUUGACUGGCAAAGCCCCUUUUCAGGCAAGUACUCCCCAGGAACUGCGGCAGUUCUAUGAAAGAAACCGGAGCCUGAGUCCCUGUAUCCCACGGGAAACCUCCAGUCACCUACGGCAUCUGCUGCUUGGGUUGCUGCAGAGGAACCACAGGCAACGCAUGGACUUUAAUGAGUUUUUCCACCACCCCUUCCUGGAGGCUGGUACAUCCAUGAAGAAAUCCUCUCCGGUGCCCAUACCCACCUAUCCCAGCUCCGGCUCUGGGAGUUCCAGCAGUGGUUCCUCAACCUCUCACCUUACUCCUACUCGGUCUGACUCUGAAACUCUGAGGCCCCUCCCCCAAACUAACACCACAGCAUCUUCAGGUUCCCUGCUGAAAGACUCAUCUUCUUCUGAGUCUGAUGACUUUGUAAUGGUGCCUGCUCAGUUCACCAGUGAACUGGUGAAUGUAGGAGGCCAGGACAGUGUGAUAAGUAGCGUGCGUGGGGAGUGCUGUGGCAGUAGGUAUGGUCAGUCUAUGCCAGUUCCAGUGCCUUCACAAAAACACAACUACCAAAGAAUGGAGCAGAACCUACAAGUGUGUGACAGGCCUGUACAUCACUACUGCACAAGUGGAUUUACAGCAUGUGGGAGAAUCGGAGCUUCACCUGAAACGGGAAGGGGUUUGUCUCAUCGUAGACACUCCACUGGAAGAUCCGGACCGUAUUUACCCUCUCCACAGGUAGGAACUGUUCCUGAAACACUCAAUCAGCCUGAACCUACUGGCAGUAGGACGGGGUCACAAGCCACUGAUGUGUGUCAUCGGCAGUUCUCUCCUCUCUUCACUGAUCUUACAGCCAUAGAAACAACCCUGACCUACAAACACAAGAGCAAUCGACACAGUCCAGAGUCAAUAGUGCACAGAUGGGAUUUGUAUCGGCGGCCCAGUACUGGUCAAGCUCCAUGUGUGGCACCUGUUCAGCGAGGCCUGACCGCCCGAACCAAGACCCUGUCUGACCUGAAGGAGUUGACACAAAGUCCAGCCACCGGGCCCUGCGUGCCACUUUUCAAGCCUUUGGAAAGAAGAGACACAGUCAAAAGGUCAUUAACUACCGGUCGUCUCUCAGAUAAGCUGCUGAAGGGAGCUUUUGGACCUCAGCUAGAUGGAGGCAGCUGUGAGAGCUUAUAUUGUGAGAAACCCAUGGACACAAUAGCUCCCCCGUUUGGCAAUGAUGGCACAGAACAGGGUUCAGUCAGUCCUGGAGUUGUCUUCACGAUGGGCACUCCUGAAUAUAUACACACACCUCCUCAUACAGCACGAAUAAGACGCUUCUCAGUGGGCACUUCCAGUCCAACAAGCCCUGGCUGGACCUACAGUAACUUGCAUGAGGCAUAUGGCUCACCUGACAGCCUGCACUAUGGUUACACAGAUGCCAUGGCAACAAACCUGUGGGGGGGUGUGGCCUUCGUACCCCCUGAACUACCAGAGGAGACACUUAUGGAGGAGGGACAUACAGACUUGUUGAGCCAACUGCGCUUCAUUCUAGCCUUUACCCACGGCAUCACUGAGGUCGCUGGAACAAAGGAUAUUGGGGUUGAGAGGAAUCUGGCAGUUGAUGCUUCAUUCUUAGAGCAGAGUGUUGUGGCUGACCAGAUCAGCCAGCUGAGCCGUGAGUGGAGCUCUGCAGAGCAGCUGGUCCUCUAUAUGAAGUGUGCUGAGCUGCUGUCAUCUGCUUUACAUACAGCGAAGGGCGGGAUUAAUGAAGGCAAACUUUACCCUUCAGGAUCUGUCAAACAAGUGGUAUGCAAGCUGAACGAGCUAUAUAAGGAAUGUGUGAGCUCUUGCCGCUCUCUCACCGAGAAACUACAGCUCUUCUUCAGCAGCAAACAAAGACUGAUGGACCGCAUGAACAGCAUUACUGCUGAAAGUCUCAUUUACACGCACACCAUUCACAUGGUACAGACUGCAGCACUGGAUGAAAUGUUUCAUCAUGGAGAAACCUCUGUAGAGCGUUACCAUAAGGCUUUACUACUGAUGGAGGGACUGUCCCUGAUCAUUAGAGAAACUGCAGAUCUGAAAAAUAUCAACAAAUGUAAGCAGCGUAUUGAGCAACAUCUCUCCUCCCUCCAGCCCAGAGCAAGUGUGUGAUCAGUUUUGUAUGAACAUUUGUUUUGCUCUGCAUUCGAAUUGCCAUUCGAAUUUCCAUAAAGGGAAAGAAUGUGAGAAAAGUCUUUUUCAAACUAGACAGGAAUUAAAUCUCUAUUGGUAUAUGUAUGAUCCUUAUAUGUAUGAUUAUAUAUGAACAUAUUUAAUUUCGUGAAGUAUCUGAGAAACUACAUUGGCUGACUUAAACAACUAUAUAUUCAGAAGUCAAAAAGAAACAAGACAUCAUUCGUUCAAUAGAUGUCAAAUGUGUAGGCAAAUCAACCAUCAAUGACAUUACUUUUUGUACUAUAGCAGUAAAGCCAGUGUUGUGGGCUGAAUGAGCAAAAGCUUGGAUCCUCUUUAUUAAAUUGUACUAAAACAUGCUUAGAAUGUUAGUCUCAUGAAGUAACAUGGAUUUAUCCAGUUUUUAAAGGACUUUGCCUGUAUGUUUUUGCAUGAUUCUGACGAAAUGAUAUGGAAAUGUUAUCUACUGUAUCUGAAGGGAAUACAUAACAUCAGCUGGUGGUAGACGGUUAGUUUGUCAGUGUUACACUACAGAGGUACAGUUCUAAUGUGGCAAUUGACCAAAACUGUGGCAAAACCUUUGUUGACCUACUGAUUAAGACUGCUUCAUAUGUCGUCAUAUGAAGGUGAGAGAAAUAAUUGAGAUUUGUAUUAUAUGAGCUAUUAUACUGUUAUUCAUGUGUAUGUAAAGCAGUGAAGCACUUUAUAAACCUAAUUGCCUUUUGGAUUCCUGAAAGAAACCACUGAGGAGGAGACCAACCUGCAGUGUAAAAGCUAAUUUCUGUCUAAUUAGCCUCGGCUUAGUCAAAGGAAAUGCAAUAAGACAAUAGUCAAUAUCUUGUACGUAGCAUUUUGUAUUUAUUGUAAUCUGUUUUAGAUGUGUCUGGCGUGUAAAUAUGUAUUCAGUCGAUGAGUGCAAGUGAUGUUUUAGUUUUCAGUUUGCUCCUGAACACUGCUCAAAAGUAACAGUUUAAAGGUAAAGCUUUAAACUUCUAGGUGUUCAUCUUUUGCAAGUACAAGGCUUUUGCACAUUUUGUUUGUAGUGAUUUGAUUGGCCUUCUUAGCUGAAUAGCUUGUGACUUAUACUUUUCAAAUGUUUUGAAAGGUUUGUUCAUUACUUGCACUAUUGUUGCAUCACCAAGAUGUCUACCAAACCUUUUAGGAUGAUGAUAACUCUUUAAAGGAUCUUGUUUUACUUUUUCCUUAUCUGAUGGUAACAAGGUUUUCUUAUCACAGUGUUUUAAGGCAUUUAGUCUGAAUUGCGUACGGUAGAAUAAACUUGAAUAAACUUUGAUGAAUGCACAGCAAACUCUAUGAAAUUAAUAGUGAUGUUAAAUUUAGGCAAAUUAACCAUUUUGUAUGUUGUUACAAUAUUUAUGAUGUGUUUUCUGAUAUUUUUGUAUUUUUAUUUCCCAUUCAGAGCAGCCAAAAUCAGGAAGCAUGUAUGUGAUAUGGGUGUGUGUAGUUGAAAUAAAUUUCACAAAUUUGUA